AUGUCCUCAAGCAGCCGCGACUUCAACAACAUGCAUACCGCGGCUUCACCAUCCUCUGCCAUCUCGGUGGACGACUAUCUGCAACGAUGCUUCCAAGCGAUUGAUGAUCUCGCCAACAACCCCUAUGUGAAUGGCACUCUUCCAGGUCCAGACGAAGAACGGGGAGGUCAAGAACACAGAGGAUCAAUUCAAGAAAGUCCAAUGCGAGGUUCAAGCCACAGAAACCAAAAUCAAGUCGCUCGCAAGGAGAGCCAAUACCUUGAUACAAGCAGAAGCCAGACUCCCAAAGCACCAACGGGCUCAAGAUCGACGACUCCGAUUCCAGGACCUCCAAAGUACAAUCCGGAAUCCAGCUCAAAGGCGAUGAAGUCUCCCGUAGACCACAUGCAUCUACCUCCGGUCACGCCAAAGCCCGAAUCGAAAAUGAAGGGGUUCAAGGCUUUCAUGAGACCGUCUUGGAGAUAG
Messenger RNA from Pseudocercospora fijiensis CIRAD86, 465 nucleotides. RefSeq lists its product as uncharacterized. The transcript has a single exon. NCBI's taxonomy places the organism in Eukaryota, Fungi, Ascomycota, Dothideomycetes, Mycosphaerellales, Mycosphaerellaceae. The coding region runs from base 1 to 465 and encodes 154 amino acids. The record is from RefSeq and is a predicted model, not a curated record.